Messenger RNA from Drosophila suzukii, 558 nucleotides. RefSeq lists its product as uncharacterized. The record is from RefSeq and is a predicted model, not a curated record. NCBI's taxonomy places the organism in Eukaryota, Metazoa, Arthropoda, Insecta, Diptera, Drosophilidae.
AUGUUGGCGAUCCGUAGAGCAUUUCUUCUGGGACUGGUCCUCUGUUCAGUCUGCAGAUUUCUUGCAGGCCAUAAGUCCCUGAAUUUUCUGCUCUUCCGGAAGACUGUCACCGGCUACAACAGCAAGUACGUUUCGCUGUACGAGGCAGCGAUAAGUGAGGACCGCACAACGAUCAACUUCACCCUGAACCUGGCACGGAACAUCACAGCGGACAUAUGGCUGAGGGCCACAAUGGGGCAGCGGGUGUCCAAGGGCGAAGACUCCUACAGAGACGUCUUCACCUACAAUGUGAACCUCUGCAAGGUGAUGGGCAGGGGCAAGGGCAACAGCCUGAUCAACUUCUGGCUGAACAACAUUAUGCGGCAGUCCAAUAUGCCGCGUAGCUGUCCCCUUAAGGAGGGCAACUACUACAUGUGCAACAUCCGCUCGGAGAAGGAGACCAUUCCGCGGUUCAUCCGCUCGGGCAGCUUCCGGAUAGACUCCAACGUCUAUGUGAGAGACUGGAACGGCGACAAUUUGACAGAAACAACCUUCUAUAUGGACAUCAAAAUGAAGUGA